Molecule: messenger RNA, 1877 nt
Organism: Brassica oleracea var. oleracea
Lineage: Eukaryota; Viridiplantae; Streptophyta; Magnoliopsida; Brassicales; Brassicaceae
Product: protein NUCLEAR FUSION DEFECTIVE 4-like
Exons: 3
Coding region: 22-1698 (558 amino acids)
Cellular component (GO): membrane
Source: RefSeq, a predicted model, not a curated record
CUUCUGCUUCUCAAGUCUCCAAUGGGUUUGGGGAGAUCUUCUUCUUCUUCAUCGGCUCUGAAAUGGCUUGGCUUCGUUACGGCUGUUUGGGUCCAAUCCAUCUCCGGCAACAACUACACCUUCUCCAAUUACUCUGACGCUCUCAAAUCCCUAAUGAACCUCACUCAGGUCGAGCUCAACAGCCUCUCCGUCGCUAAGGACGUCGGAAAAGCCUUCGGAAUCCUCGCAGGACUUGCUUCAGAUCGUCUUUCCACUCCAGUCAUCCUCCUCAUCGGCUGUUUCGAAGGCCUUCUCGGUUACGGUGUACAAUGGCUCGUCGUGAGCCGCACCAUCCAACCUCUCCCUUAUUGGCAGAUGUGUGUGUUUCUCUGUAUGGGAGGAAACAGCACGACGUGGAUUAACACGGCGGUUCUUGUAACGUGCAUAAGGAACUUCCGGAGAAACCGUGGUCCUGUUUCAGGGAUUCUCAAAGGCUACGUCGGCUUGAGCACUGCUAUUUUCACGGUGGUGUGCACUGCUUUGUUCUCCUCCGAUCCAGCCUCCUUUCUUGUUCUCCUCUCCGUCGUGCCAUUCGCCGUCUGUCUCACGGCGGUUUUCUUCCUCCGUGAAGUUCCUCCGGCUACUUCCACCGCCGAGGAAAACGAAGAGUCUCGCUACUUCGCAGUGUUCAACAUAGUGGCCAUUGUCGUCGCCGUGUACCUUCAGUCGUACGACGUUAUCGGAAUCAAAACCGGAGCUGUCUCCGUCGCAUUCGCCUCUGUGCUUCUCAUACUCUUAGCUUCACCUAUCGCCGUCCCUUUCCACGCCUACGUUCGGAGUUUAAAUCUGAACGAAGAAGACGUAGAAGGACGAGUCGAUGAACCUUUGCUGAGAUCGGAGAUCGCCGAAGAGACGGAGGUUGGUGCUGCCGCGGCGGCGGAUAAUGAGUUACCACCGUCUCCUACGCUUCUAAAGGAGGAGGAAAAGAGCCACGGAGGUAUAGAGAAGAAGAGACCGGUGCUUGGAGAAGACCACACCAUAUUAGAAGCGGCGUUGACCGUUGACUUUUGGGUGUUGUUUUUGUCGUUUUUGUGUGGAGUAGGAACUGGUUUAGCUGUAAUGAACAACAUGGGUCAGAUAGCGCUUGCGCUUGGUUUUAUAGACGUCUCCAUCUUUGUCUCCAUGAUGAGCAUUUGGGGUUUCUUUGGUCGGAUUCUCUCCGGUACCAUCUCCGAGCACUUUAUUAAAAAAAAUGGAACACCAAGACCAUUAUGGAACGCAGCAUCUCAAGUUGUCAUGGCCGUAGGAUAUCUACUGAUGGCUUUAGCUAUACCCGGUUCACUCUACUUCGGUUCAGUUGUUGUUGGGGCUUGUUACGGAGUCCGGUUAGCCAUAACAGUACCAAUCGCCUCAGAACUCUUUGGUCUCAAGUACUACGGACUCUUGUACAACAUCCUCAUACUUAAUUUUCCUCUUGGCUCAUUCCUUUUUUCCGGUCUUCUUGCGGGUUUGCUCUACGAUGCUGAAGCUACACCGACUCCUGAUGGAGGCAACACGUGCGUGGGAGCACAUUGUUACCGUUUAGUCUUCAUUGUAAUGGCAUUUACAUCCAUCAUUGGAGUUGGUCUUGACCUCUGGCUUGCGUUCAGAACUAAGGAGAUUUAUACCAAGAUUCAUGCGAGCAAGAAGGUUAAGAGAUCUAGCGGUAGUGUUAGAUGAAAAAUUGUGUUUAAACUAGAUAGCUUUUGGGUAAAAUCAUUUUUGGGUAAAAUCAUUUUUGGGUACACUAGUUCUAUUAGUAAUAUGUAGACUAUAUUCGUUACCAUUGGAUGGGAUGUUUGUACACUUUCACUUUUGAAGUAUUUGUGUAAAAACCAGUUGUAUGGUUCAAAAUUUCA